AUGGGUGACCGCGUUGAAGGUGAUAUGGAAUUUCCAACUAAUCGUGGAUCAAAUGAGCGUGCAGGAAUACUUCGUGGUGCUGGAGUCGCAUGGCCUAAUGGAAUUGUUCCAUAUAUAUUUGCAACAGGAUAUAGUUAUGAACAAGAAUUAAUUAUUACUGCUGCAAUGCGAAUGUUAGAAAAUACGGUAGCUAUGAAUAACUAUCGUUGUGUUCAGUUUCGACCAAGAAACUUAUCAGAUCCAUAUUAUAUUAUAUUCUAUAAUGGAAACGGCUGUUCAUCAUAUGUCGGACAAAAUCCAGGCAUGAACUUAAAUCGUACAGUUACAUUGCAAGUUUCUGGUUGUCUCGGUGUUGGAACAAUUAUGCACGAAUUAUUACAUGCAUUAGGUUUUGAACAUGAACAAUCAAGACCAGAUCGUGAUCAAUAUGUUACAAUUAAUUGGGCUAAUAUACAAACUGGUAUUGUAAUGUUUCUUAUUAGCAUGUCAUAUAAUUUUGACAGAUUUGAUAAUAAUUCAGUGAAUACUUAUAAUACACCGUAUGAUUACAGAUCAUUAAUGCAUUAUAGUUCGACUGCAUUUUCUACAAAUGGUUUGCCAACUAUUGUAGCGAAUCAAGCAAAUGUUACUAUGGGACAACGGAGUAAUUUAAGUGUGUAUGAUGUACAAGCACUUCGACGUUUUUACAAUUGUACGGCAAGUGGUAUGACACUACCACCAACGACAACACCACCUCCAUUAAAUGUAUCUGGGGUCAAUACCACCUAUUCAUCGACAUGGACAACAAAUAGUCGAAAAUUUUUACGUUAUGGAGGAAGAACUGCAAACUAUUAUUAUGAAACCUAUCAAGUAAAUGUUUCAACAGCUGGUUACUAUAGAUUCAAAAGUAGUUCUUCUAUUGAUACAUAUGAAGAUGAUGAUACUGGUUCUAAUGCACAAUUUCAAUUCACAUUGUAUCUACAACCAAAUACUGUCUAUACAUUAGUUGCAACAACCUACGCUGAAAAUGUAACAGGUUCAUAUACAGUGAUUGCAUCUGGAGCAACAAGAGUUACUCUUGUUCCUGUAACAAAUACAUCAACAGUACUUACUACUACUAGUGCUCCAGCAACAAUUCAAGUUGUAACUAAUGGAAUAAUUGUUACUAUUAAUACGACAAAUCGAACUCUCAAUGGUGGAUACAUUACACCAAAUAAUACAGUUUUUAAUCUCGAUGAUUCAAGUACAGUAAAUGGUUAUGUUCGAACUGUGUCUGUUCAAUAUGUUCAAUCCAGAUUACCAACUGCAUCGACUCGUAUUUGGAUUUAUGGCAUUAUUCCAAUUCUUGGUGGUUAUAUGGCUUGUAGUCAAUAUUUGGUUCCUUCUGCUCAAAUAUCAACAACACAAUUAGGGCAAACCUAUAAUAUCACUGCAAAUAUAAUCAAUGUUUUUCCAGGAACAUAUGUUGGAGUCGGUAUUCAAGAUAGAUUAACAUCUAUUGCUACAACAUCUGGCAGUAUUGCAUUCAGUAUCGGAACUGUUAAUUUAACAUCAAAUAUUUUCACACGUAGACCAUUAUAUUUUCGACCUGAUAAUUUAGGAUUUGGUGUCAAAGUGAGCUACACUAUAAUGACAUAG
Messenger RNA from Rotaria sp. Silwood1, 1617 nucleotides. Lineage: Eukaryota; Metazoa; Rotifera; Eurotatoria; Philodinida; Philodinidae. The record is from the annotation of a GenBank genome assembly.